This is a messenger RNA of Momordica charantia (bitter melon), 1790 nucleotides long. RefSeq names its product NAD(P)-binding Rossmann-fold superfamily protein. Gene Ontology annotation, molecular function: UFM1 activating enzyme activity. Gene Ontology annotation, biological process: protein ufmylation. The record is from RefSeq and is a predicted model, not a curated record. Lineage: Eukaryota; Viridiplantae; Streptophyta; Magnoliopsida; Cucurbitales; Cucurbitaceae. Gene Ontology annotation, cellular component: cytosol; cytoplasm.
GCGUGAACAGCUGUGAACAGAGAGCCGAUCUGGGCAGGACGCCGGCGGCUUCGAACGCAUUACUUCGCAUUGUCAGAUUGUGCUAAAUAAAAUAAAACGGCGAAUCGAAUUUAAGAGGAUUCCAUCUUAAUCUUAGAGAUUCGUUGAAUUUCUCGGACUUUUUAUUCCUGUUGAAUCAGUAGGUCCUCUGUCCGAGAACGAGAGAGGGAGCAGACAUGGAGGUGGAAUUGAAAGAGAUGUGGAACGAUCUUGAAUCUCUGAAGCAGUCGCUUACCGAUCCGGCUCUACGGGGCCCGGUUGAUAAGCUUCAAUUGCAUUUAGAGCGUCUCACAAAUCUUUCAAAGGCAGGACCUGUUCGGCGAUCAAAAGUUAAGGACAUGAGUGCUGAGGUGGUAGAUAGCAAUCCUUACAGUAGGCUUAUGGCUCUUCAGAGGAUGGGCAUCGUAGAAAACUAUGAAAGAAUACGGGGGUUUUCAGUUGCCAUUGUUGGCAUUGGAGGUGUUGGAAGCGUUGCAGCUGAGAUGUUGACAAGGUGUGGGAUAGGUCGCUUGUUGUUAUAUGAUUAUGAUAAAGUGGAGUUAGCUAAUAUGAAUAGACUCUUCUUUCGUCCAGAGCAGGUUGGUAUGACAAAAACUGAUGCAGCGGUACAGACCCUUGAAGAUAUAAACCCCGAUGUUGUACUUGAGAGCUAUACGCUGAACAUCACUACUGUGCAAGGUUUUGAAACUUUUAUGUCAAGUUUGAAAAACAAAUCAUUCUCCCCAACUAAAGAAGGCAGUGGAGUGGAUCUUGUCUUAAGUUGUGUAGAUAACUAUGAAGCAAGGAUGGCUGUUAAUCAGGCUUGUAAUGAGCUAAAUCAGACAUGGAUGGAAUCCGGUGUCUCGGAGGAUGCUGUUUCUGGUCAUAUUCAGUUGCUUAUUCCUGGUGAAACUGCCUGUUUUGCAUGUGCACCUCCUUUGGUUGUAGCAUCUGGCAUAGAUGAACGGACACUCAAACGUGAAGGGGUUUGUGCUGCAUCUUUACCUACAACAAUGGGAGUUGUUGCAGGCCUAUUAGUGCAAAACACUCUCAAGUUCCUGCUAAAGUUCGGACAUGUUUCUCCAUACUUGGGAUAUAAUUCUCUAAAAGACUACUUCCCAACCAUGGAAAUGAGGCCCAAUCCUCAGUGCUCAAAUGUGGCUUGUCUGGAAAGACAGAAGGAAUACAUUAUUGCAAAACCUGCACGAGAUGCUGCAGCUAAAGCAAAGAUGGAAGCAGAAAAAUUGACAGUUGUAGAAAUCCCACUGCAUGCUGAUAAUGAAUGGAACAUAAGUGUUGUCGAUGAACUCGAGACUGAAAACGUGGGUGCAACCAGUUCAGAUGCCCUUCCAGAAGGUCUUGUUCGCGAGCUUCCAAAUGCAGACGAGUCUCAUCAUCCACCUCCCGCAGAAUCUGCAGCCCCUUCCAUAGAUGACCUUGAAGAUUUGAAGAGACAACUCGAGGCCCUCAAUUCUUGAUCUCCAAAUGAUGGUCAGCUCUCGCUCUCCAUUUUCCUCCCCUCUGAGUUAUAGCGUAACACUGCACUGGGACUAGGGUGUUCAAUUCACUACUCCCCUCGAAAAAACAAAUGAAAAUGAAAAAAAGGGGAGAAAUCUACAGGAAAGGGUUACCGACUGCUAACGUUUUUACGCCAAAACAUCUGGACUUCAUUUUCUCUCUUAAAUUAUGCUGGUCAAUUUGUUACCUCAGUAAUUUGUCACUGAAAGCAUCAUCAGUUCGUCAAAACAAGCUAUUAUUACUUUUUGACCCGA